Passer montanus (Eurasian tree sparrow) is the source of this 1948-nucleotide messenger RNA. RefSeq names its product protein Hook homolog 2-like. The record is from RefSeq and is a predicted model, not a curated record. Gene Ontology annotation, molecular function: microtubule binding. Gene Ontology annotation, biological process: cytoplasmic microtubule organization. Lineage: Eukaryota; Metazoa; Chordata; Aves; Passeriformes; Passeridae.
AUGCGGGAGCGGCGGCGGCGGGACUCGAACCCGCGGCACCGCGGCUUUAUGGCCGCGCGGGGCGGAAACGCGGCGCCAUUGGCUGGGCGGGCGGGGGACACGCCCCCUCUCCGCAGACACGCCCCCUCGCUUGGGGGGGUCACAUCGAUCUUUACGGGAACGCAUUUGAAACACCCCCAUUUUUUUGGGGCUGGGUCUUUGUGCUCCCCCCAUUCCGGGGCGCCCCUGGGUGCUGCCCCAGCGCGAUGGGGGGGUCCCGGGGCGGGGGGUCCCCACCUGGUGCCCCCUCCCCAGGCGGACGCCCUGCGCCGGCUGCUGCACAGCGUGCUGGAGUACUGGCAGCACGUGCUGGGCCGGGCGCUGGCGGAGCGGCACGUGCCGGACGCGGCGCGGGCGCGGCGAUCUGGGGGGGGUUCUGCACAUCUGGGGGGGGUUCUGGGCGCCUGGAGAGAUCCUGCUCACCUGGGGGGGAUCCUGCUCACCUGGGUCCCCUCGUGCUCACCUGGGGGGGAUCCUGGGGGGGAUCCUGGCCCCCCUCGUGCUCUCCUGGCCCCCUCCCUGUCCCCUGGCGCGCAGGUGGCCGCGCUGCAGGAGGACAAGGCGCUCCUGGCCGCCGAGAACCGCGCGCUGCGGCAGCGGCUGCAGGCCGGCGGCGCCCAGAAGCUGCAGCGGCUGCAGGCGCAGGUGGAGGAGCUGCAGGAGGAGAACUGCAGGGCGCAGCUGGGCCGCGCCCAGGCCGGCCGCGCGCAGCUGGAGGCGGCACGGCGGCAGGUGGCGGAGCUGAGCGGGCAGCAGGCGGAGGCGGCGCUCAGGGAGGAGCGGUGGCAGCUGGAGCUGCGGCAGCUGCGGGAGAGAUGCGAGGCGCUGAGCCGGGAGAAGGAGGUGGGGACGGCGCAGCUGGGCCGCGCCCAGGCCGGCCGCGCGCAGCUGGAGGCGGCACGGCGGCAGGUGGCGGAGCUGAGCGGGCAGCAGGCGGAGGCGGCACUCAGGGAGGAGCGGUGGCAGCUGGAGCUGCGGCAGCUGCGGGAGAGAUGCGAGGCGCUGAGCCGGGAGAAGGAGCGGCUGCAGGAGCAGCGGGACGCGCUGCGCGAGGCCAACGAGGAGCUGCGCUGUGCACAGGAGCUGCAGAGGCACCUGGGCCGGGCAGACGCGGCGCUGGAGGGGGGCGCGGCCCCUGCCCGCAAUUUGGCGGCCGAGAUCCUUCCCGCCGAGCUCAGGGACACGGUGACGCGGCUGCGGCGCGAGAACCGGCGGCUGCGGCUGCAGCGGGACCAGCUCCGGCACAGGCUGGAGGCCGCAGGGGCAGCGGAGCCUCAGACGGCGCCGGGCAGACCCCAGGAGGAGCUGGCGCUGCUAGAGGAGACCCCCGGAGAGGAGGAAGAGCUGAAGCUCUCCAAGGCUGGAUUUGGAGGUUCCACGAGGCCGGCCCCCCAGAACCCCCCCUCAGCCCCUGGGGACCCCCCCGGGCCUGCCCCCCUGGCCCCCGUGCUGCGGCUGCUCCGCAGCCAGCUGCAGGAGAAGGACGCGCUGAUCCGGCACCUGGAGAGCGACCGGGAGCGCAGCUGGGCGCAGCGGGAGCGCGAGGAGCGGCUGCUGGUCACGGCCUGGUACAACAUGGGGCUGGCGCUGCAGCGGCACGAGGCCGGCGCGGCCAUGGCGGCUCCUGACGGCGGCGGCGCCCUGUCCUUCCUGGCCCAGCAGCGCCUGGCCACCGCGGCGCGGCGGGCGCGCGCCCCGCACGGCCGGGCCCCCCCCAGCUGAGGGGGGUCCCCGCAGACCCCCGAGCCCCUCGCUCUGGGCUGGUCCCAAGGUCUCGCACCCCGCGCCUCGGAGCUCGCCCCCCGCGCCUUUCGGGGGGUUUUUAGCACUUCUAUUUUUGUAGCUGAUUUUCGGGGGGUUUUGUGCGCGUCGCCCCCAUAAGAUGUUCUAAUAAAGGAUCAGGAGUCGG